Molecule: messenger RNA, 1192 nt
Organism: Mycena citricolor
Lineage: Eukaryota; Fungi; Basidiomycota; Agaricomycetes; Agaricales; Mycenaceae
Source: the annotation of a GenBank genome assembly
CGUUAGUCUUCAAGUCAUAUUGCACUUGUAUAUCGGUGAAGUACAUCGACGUAACUUUUCAUGAAGUCAAAUAAUGCAGACAAGUUUGCUUGGUCUAUGUGAGUUUAGAGUGAAAUUGUGCCAAUAAUCCCGGGGCUUUCUAACCUCACGAAGUCUCAGUGAGUCAGCGUACGUCAAAAUGCAACUUCAACAGCAUCUUCACGAAUACAUCAGUCUGGGGUGUGGCAUCAGUUGAUGCCAUCAAGUCACAUCUGGCUGCAUCAACCGUGACCCCAUCGCACGAUUCGCACUCAGGCUGUACUUACUUGAAUCCGCAGCAGCCAAUCUCUAGACGCUGGAGUCGAUGCGAGAACCGAUGCCCUGUUAUAGAGGCGCCACACACGACACAAUAUCCUCUUAAUCUACAAUCAAAGAAGAUCCGGCGAUAUCCCUUCUAACCAUACCAUACAGUAUGUCACCAUCCAAGAAGGUCGUCGUCGUAGGCGGGCACGGCAAGGUCGCACUCCGCCUCACCGCGCUCCUCACCGCAGCCGCGCACCGCGUCACAUCGAUCAUCCGCACCGCGGCCCACGCAGGCGCCGUCCAAGCCGCAGGCGCGACGCCGCGCGUCCUCUCGCUCGAGGACUCCCCCACGGCCGACUUCACGGAAGCGUUCCGCGGCGCCGACGUGGUGUACUUCAGUGCGGGCGCGGGCGGGAGGGGCGGCGAGGCGCGCACGAAGGCGGUCGACUUCGACGGGGCGGUGAAGGUGUUUGACGCGCUUGAGGCGGGGGAGGAGCCCCGCCCGCGGCUCGUCCUGGUAUCAUGCAUGGACGUCCGGGACCCGGAAAAGGUGCCGGAGCACUACACUGAGGAGGACCUGGCUGUUUCGCGCCAGAUCCGGGCGAGCAUCGGUGUGUAUCUCAAGUGGAAGUACGAAGCCGACAAAGAUCUCGCGCGACGCACCGCGUUCCGGUGGACCAUGCUGCGCCCUGGUGGACUCACAGAUGAGCCCGGCACGGGCGCGGCUUCGAUCGGCCGCACGCAUUUGACGACCAGGAUCUCGCGCGAUGACGUCGCGAUGGCUUUGUUUCUGCUCCUCGAUCGCGAAGGCGCUGCAGGUCUGGGAAUCGACUUCGUCGGCGGUGAAACCCCGAUUGCGGAAGGCUUGGACGUGGUCAUUCGGAAGGGCGAGUCCGACUUUCUGGGCUGA